Molecule: messenger RNA, 565 nt
Organism: Thrips palmi
Lineage: Eukaryota; Metazoa; Arthropoda; Insecta; Thysanoptera; Thripidae
Exons: 3
Coding region: 26-565 (179 amino acids)
Source: RefSeq, a predicted model, not a curated record
AUUUUGUCAUGUUCGUUUUAACGUGAUGUCACGCUCCUGGAAUGAGAGUGUUGUAAACACUGUACCUGUUCCCGAGGUCCGUAACGCGUUUGCGUCUUGGAGCUCCCGAGGGGGCUGGAGGGAGAAUGCCUUGUCCAUGAACAUCCCGCGACCCUGCGCGGCCUUGAAGACCUACUUUCCUGGCAUAUCCAAGUACGUCUGGAACAACCUCGAAGGGCCCGGCGGUCACGUCUCGCAAAUCCCGGUGCCACCGGGUUCAUACAGCAUUCGGAACCUGUCCAUGAACUUGCAAGACUACCGUUCCACGGGACUGAGAUCUAUGUUUUACGGAAAAUGGCGCAUGGACUCUAAAGUGUACGAUAAGGACAUGUGCUUCAUGUGCGUCCGUGUUACCGCUAUGGUCAAUCCGAAGGCUCCUUCGCGGGCUAGGAGCGGUGCUAGGAGAACCAGUGCCCCGACGAGGUUCCCGGGUUUGGGUCGCAGAAUUGCCAAAACCAAACCGAUAAUAAAAACACAUGAACAUAAACAACAAUCUAGCAAACACUUGUAUGAGCGCUCAAAAUGA